Molecule: messenger RNA, 2348 nt
Organism: Oryza brachyantha (malo sina)
Lineage: Eukaryota; Viridiplantae; Streptophyta; Magnoliopsida; Poales; Poaceae
Product: magnesium/proton exchanger 1
Exons: 9
Coding region: 331-1899 (522 amino acids)
Biological process (GO): metal ion transport; transmembrane transport
Cellular component (GO): membrane
Source: RefSeq, a predicted model, not a curated record
AAAAAAAAAGGAACAGUGAAGGAUGGGGCUUGCUAUAAAUUCAGAUUUUGCAGGAGCAACGGCAAAGAAAGUGGUUCUUUCUGCUUCCAUCAUCCAGACCAAAAAUAAUAGGACGAAUCAAUGGGGAACAGAUGAUAAAAGAGGGAGCAGGAAGCCAAUCCCGUAACCGAAAAGGCGGGAUCUUUCCCUGAUCGGCAUGAUCUGAGGUCGUCGCCUGGCCCCCCACAUCGCCGCCGCUCCUCCGGUCGGCGUCUUCUUCCUCCACUCCGGCACUUGUGUUGUUAACAGGAACUAGGAAUACUGCAGUUCUCGUCUUAUGGGACUCAUCUGAUGACCAACAUUAACAUGGCAAAUACUGCUUCAUGUGAUACAUACCUGUUGUUCAAUGGAGAAACCUGGAUUCCAAAUGGUGUCCGUGCUUUUCUUUAUACUGUUGUCCUCGCGUAUUGUUUUAUUGGUUUGUCUGCGAUCACUGGCCGGUUCUUCAAGUCAAUGGAGAACAUCAUGAAACACUCCCGGGAGGUUGUCACAGUAGACCCACACACAAAAGCUACCAUUGUCAAGCAUGAGAAGGUGUGGAACUACACUAUAGCGGACAUUGCUCUCCUUGCAUUUGGUACUAGCUUUCCUCAAAUCUCACUAGCAACCAUCGAUGCAAUUCGUAAUCUGGGUCAACUGACAGCAGGAGGUUUAGGGCCAGGUACCCUUGUGGGUUCUGCUGCAUUUGACCUAUUCCCCAUACAUGCUGUCUGUGUGCUUAUGCCAAGGGCAGGCUCUAAGAAAAAGAUAUCUGAUCUCGGUGUUUGGUUAGUUGAGCUGUUCUGGUCAUUCUGGGCAUACAUUUGGCUAUAUAUUAUAUUAGAGGUUUGGACGCCUAGAGUGAUCACCCUCUCGGAGGCCUUGCUGACAGUAUUGCAAUAUGGGUUGCUUCUGCUUCAUGCAUAUGCACAGGACAAGCGGUGGCCAUAUGUGUCGAUCCCUUUGGGAAGAGGUGACAGACCUGAAGAUUGGGUUCCAGCAGAAGAUACUUCAGGUGAUUAUGGAGACAACUACGAUGAGAUUGGAGAGACAACCCCUGGCCAGUCUGAGGAUAUAGUUGAUAUAUUCUCGGUGCAUUCUUACAGUAAUGAAGGGUAUCACCAUGUUCCAGAAAAGGAUGUGGAAGAAUUGUCGAUAGGUCUUACAGUGAAGAACAAACAAGAGGAUACUCGCUGGCUUUCUAUCUGGCGGCAACAGUUUGUUGAUGCUGCGACGUUGGAGAGUUCUGAGUCAAGGAAGAUGGAUUCUGUCUGCUUGAGAUUUGUCAGAAUCUUUUGGAACCUGAUCAUUGCACCUUGGAAAUUGCUGUUUGCUUUUGUGCCCCCGUAUGAAAUUGCACAUGGAUGGAUCGCUUUUAUUUGCUCACUAGUCUUCAUAAGUGGUAUUGCUUAUGGGGUUACUAAGCUGACAGAUCAGAUAAGCUGUGUCACAGGAGUAAGUCCAUAUGUUAUAGCAUUCACAGCACUGGCUGCUGGAACCUCAUGGCCUGAUCUAGUUGCAAGCAAGAUAGCUGCUGAGCGUCAAAUCACCGCAGAUUCUGCAAUUGCCAACAUCACUUGCAGCAAUUCGGUGAACAUAUAUGUUGGCAUCGGUGUUCCAUGGCUGGUGGACACGAUGUACAACUUCUUUGUCUACCAGAAGCCCCUGUACAUAGACAAUGCUGCUGGCCUCAGCUUCUCCCUUCUGGUGUUCUUCGCGACAUCGUUCGGAUGCAUCACAGUUUUGGUUCUUCGUCGCGUCAUACUUGGCGCCGAGCUUGGUGGCCCUAGGGUAUGGGCUUGGGCGACAUCAGUCUACUUCAUGAUCCUUUGGGUGGUUUUUGUUGUCCUCUCUUCCUUGAGAGUGUCUGGAGUAAUAUAAUACAGUUGCAGUUUCUCAUUCUUUUUUGUCUCUGUCUUUCUAUCCAUUUACGGGUCUAUUUGAGGGAGUUUCUCUCAGCUACAGCUUUUCCCAAAAGUUACUUCUGACAGAAGCUGUCCCAAACGGUCUACAGCUUCUGAGAAUAUGUAGUUAUAGAUUCUAAAAAAUGAACUAAGAAGCUAGAGAAGUUGGGUUUAGAAGCUUUUUCGAAUUCUUAGAAGCUAACUACCAAGCAGCUGCUAUUAAAAUCUAAAGUUCUUCCAAACAGGCCCUACAUAUAGACAAUUUUUACGCAAGCAACAUGAAGGCCGGCCAAAGUUAGUCCAUCCUGUAGAUAGUAGGUACUGUACAGUGUACACACAUACAUACAAAUGCUUGAUCGGUGUAUUAUUUUUGUAAGUUACUGCACUAUAUUCAUAUAUGGUUGAAAUCAUUGGUGCCUGAGAAAA